AUGGAGGCGGAGGGCGGGGCGCUGGGCCCCGGGGAGCGCUGGGCCCCGGUGGGGGCGGUGGCGGAGGCGGACGAGGCCGAGGGGCCGGGCGGGCCGGGCUCGGGGCCGGGCUCGCCGGGGGGCUCCCCCCGCUCGCUGCCGCGGCUCCGCGCCGAGCGCCGCCGCCUGCACGGGGCCCUGCUGGCGCUGGUCUCGCACUUCGCCCAGGUGCAGUUCCGGCUCCGCCAGGUGGCGCGGGCCGGGCCCGCCGAGCAGCAGCGGCUCCUGCGCGACCUCGAGGACUUCGCCUUCCGCGGCUGCCCGGCCGCGCUGGGGGACGGGCUCGGGGAGGCCCCGGGUGAGCGGGAGAAUCAGGAGCGAAUCGAGGCCCGGAAGGAGAAGCAGCGAGAGCUAAUCAUGCAGCUCAAAACGCAGCUAGAUGACUUGGAGACCUUCGCUUACCAAGAGGGCAGCUAUGAUUCACUGCCCCAGUCCAUGGUCAUGGAAAGACAGCGGGUGAUUAUAGAGGAGUUAAUAAAGAAGCUGGAUAUGAACCUGAAUGAGGAUAUUGCAUCGCUGUCCCCCGAGGAGCUGCGGCAGCAGGUGGAUGUGGCUGUUGCCCAGAUUGUCAAUCCUGCAAGGGUGAAGGAGCAGCUGGUGGAACAGCUGAAGACGCAAAUACGGGACCUGGAGAUGUUCAUCAGCUUCAUUCAGGAUGAAGUUGGAAGUCCCGGCCAGGUGGAGGAUGGACAUUGUGAAUGUUCAGGCAGAAAGCAUGGAAGUGGCCCCUACAAACCAAAUGCCAGGCUGCCUCCUAGGAAUAACAGAGUGAACCCAGAGGAUGCCAGAAAGAUGCGAGAAACAGGCCUGCACCUUAUGCGUCGCAUGCUUGCUGUGCUGCAGAUAUUCGCUGUCAGUCAGUUUGGCUGUGCUACUGGUCAGAUCCCCCGCACCCUCUGGCAGAAGGACCAGGCCAGUAGGGACUAUUCUCCCUUAAUUAAGAAACUGGAACUGUCUGUAGACCAAGUGAGGCAGCUGGCACUGAAGCACCAGCACCAGGAUCAUGUGCUCAGCUACUCCAGCAUGCAGGAUGUCUCCUUAGGAGCGAGAGAUGAGCUGACUCUGGCUGUGCGGAAGGAGCUGACCAUUGCUAUACGAGACCUGAUGGCUCAUGGGCUCUAUGCCUCUUCUCAAGGGAUGAGCUUGGUGUUGGCACCCAUUGCAUGCCUGAUUCCUGCAUUUACCUCGUCACCACAGACCAUGCACCCCUGGGAACUCUUUGUGAAGUAUUACAACACCAAGAAUGGCCGCGCCUUCGUGGAGUCCCCCGCGCGCAAGCUUUCCCAGUCUUUUGCCCUUCCUGUGACGGGGGGCAUCACUGUUACCCCCAAGCAGAGCCUGUUGACGGCUAUUCACACUGUCCUCACAGAGCAUGAUCCGUUCAAGCGCAGUGCAGACUCUGAACUGAAAGCCCUGGUGUGCAUGGCAUUAAAUGAACAGCGUCUGGUCUCCUGGGUGAAUCUGAUCUGCAAAUCUGGGGCUCUGAUACAGUCUCACUAUCAGCCCUGGAGCUACAUGGCUAACGCAGGCUUUGAGAGUGCACUCAACAUUCUCAGCCGCCUGAGCAACUUAAAGUUCAACCUUCCUGUUGACCUGGCUGUCCGGCAGCUGAAAAACAUCAGAGAUGCUUUUUGAUGGGUCUUUUCCAGAUCAGCCCCCUUUCCCCAGAAGGAAUGUGUUAACUUACUAGCUUAGAGGAGGAGCAUUGUUUAUGACCAAACUUGUCCCCUUUGAAGCUGAUUGUGGCUAUUAGGGUAGCAAUGUAGUAUCUUGACACUGGAAACCUCCCUUACAAGACUGCCUGUGAGGAAAUGCUGCAGAUGUUUGGGUUGUGCGCUACCUCACCCAGGCCUAUGCUAAUGCAGCUAACAACAGAGCUGCUGCACCCCAUCUGUUGGUGCCUUGCCUCUGUCACAUGCAUUAGGCAUGAACCACUGUCUGAAAUGCAAUAAAAAGGGCCUGAUUUUACAGCCAAUGCAUCAGAGCAGCUCCUGUGGAGUUCAGUGGAAGUGGUUCCUAUGCUGUGGCUGCAUGCUCAGCCCCCAGAAUUUUUAGAUGUCACUUGUGGCAGUUUGCUGUUUCACACAGGGCUGUGUGAGGCUUUUUGACAGAUGUAUCUUACUUCUGCUGCUUAGGCUUGAUGUAACAUGCCCAGUGGUGGAGUCAGACAUCCCCUCCCCCACAUUUAUGUAGAUUUUGAAUGUACAGGAGGCCUGGGAACAAUUUCUGCUCUGGUGCCUAUUGGUUUGUAUCUUGCAGGAUUAGUGGCCACAGAGAUCCAGACAUUGACACAUUCUUUGGACUAUGUGGUGACAGGUGACUGGAUUGAGUAUUGUGUAAGAAUCUCAGCUUCCUCUUGGAGCUUUGGUCAAAGCCCUGAACACCAUCAGGCCAGGGUUUUAUUGCAGAUGCAUUGGUUUCACAACUGCAAACAAAUAUUCCCUUUUCCAGUUACUGUGUUUAACUUGUGUUAAUUAUUAGCCCCUGUGCUGCAAGAACAGUUGCUCAUAUGGCUCCUUGUAGAAAAUACAUUGCAGUAGUUACAGAUGUCUAAUAUUCCCAAUUUAAUUCUUAAAAGCACUUCUGUGGUCAGUAUCUCUUGGCCAGCAACUUUCUACAUCGAGUGUAUUUGAUUAUUGUGUAAUUGAGCAUUUUCUGCUGGUCUGAGGGCAAAGCUUCCUGCACUGGUGACAGGUAGGUCUGCAGUCAAAUCAGUCAGCGCUGUUGAAGUAGUAAUCCACAUGGCAUUUAGGCUGCAUGAGAAAAAUCACUUCUGGCAUCAAAAGAGAACUGAGGGUUUGAGUGGAAUAGAGCUGAGGAGAGUGCAGUCUCCUUUUUACG
Molecule: messenger RNA, 2880 nt
Organism: Mauremys mutica (yellowpond turtle)
Lineage: Eukaryota; Metazoa; Chordata; Testudines; Geoemydidae
Product: RUN domain-containing protein 1-like
Exons: 5
Coding region: 1-1674 (557 amino acids)
Source: RefSeq, a predicted model, not a curated record